This is a messenger RNA of Cuscuta campestris, 1397 nucleotides long. Lineage: Eukaryota; Viridiplantae; Streptophyta; Magnoliopsida; Solanales; Convolvulaceae. The record is from the annotation of a GenBank genome assembly.
CUCUGCUCGGGGGUGAAGCUGAAUGUCUUCGUUGGGUCUGCCUUGAUGAGGGGCUACACCGACUUGGGCAGCUGCGGGAGCUUGGAUCGCGUGUUCUCUGAGAUUUUCUCCUAGAGAGACGUCGCCCCAUGGAACGUGUUGAUCUUGGGUUAUAUGGAGUUCGGGCUCGUGAGUAAAGCUCAAGAAGUGUUUGAUCUGAUGAUGCCCGAGAAGAACUUUGUCACGUGGAGCACCUUGGUUAACGGGUAUGUCAAAAACAAGGAUCUUGGUAGAGCGCGGCUCGUGUUUGAUAAAAUGGGAGAGAAAGAUGUGGUCACGUGGACGACAAUGGUGAAGGGGUAUGUUCAGGAAGGAGACUUAGCCGAGGCGUUGGACUUGUUCCUCUUGAUGUUGGCCUCUUCAACCCGUCCUAACCAGUUCACGUUUUCCAGCAUCUUAGAUGCGUGCGCGGGUUGCUCUUCUCUUUCCACGGGCAUUCAGGUGCACGCGUGGGUUCUCAAGAUGGGAAUCCCUCUUGAUGUCAUUCUCUCAACCUCACUUGUUGACAUGUACGCGAAAUGUGGCGACAUUGAAUCCGCUUUCAGGGUGUUUGACGCCAUGCAGAGGAAGAACUUGGUUUCGUGGAAUUCGAUCAUCGGGGGAUUCGCCAAACACGGCCUUGGAAAGAGGGCGAUCAAGGAGUUCGAGAGGAUGCUCCAGAGCGGGAUGAAGCCCGACGAGAUAACCUUCAUCAACGCGCUCUCAGCUUGCGUUCACGGAGGAAUGGUCGAAGAAGGGGAGAGGAUUUUCAAGUCCAUGGCGAGGGAGCACAAGGUCGAAGCAGAGAUGGAGCAUUACGCGUGCAUGGUGGAUAUGUACGGAAGGGCGGGGGAGCUUGAUAAAGCGGGGGCUUUGAUAAAAGAGGGGAUGCCUUUUGAGGCAGACGUGGUCGUGUGGGGUGCGUUCCUUGAGGGAUGUGGCCUGCACUCUUGCCCCAAGGGGCGAGAGGUUGCAGCGAAGCAAAUGAUCAAAUUAGAAAGAGAUCACCCGGCAGCCCACUCGGCUUUGUCGUUGUCUACGAACAUACUCCCCAUUGGUGAAAAGGGGGAAAUCGAAGCUUGGCGUGCCAAAAAGCAAAAGGCCGGUAGUUGGGUUGAACUCUAGCUAGCUGUUAUUUGCCCCUCGGGGGACACAUAAAAGUAGGGUCCUGGAGAGUGAGCAGUGCUUCAUCUUGUGGAUGCAAUUAAAAGGGUGGGGUGUAUUCGGAGCGGGGCGGGACUAGGGGUUUACCGAGAGUUAGGUGGGGUUAAGAAUCGUCAAUUUUACGAACGAUACACCGGAGCAUCCCUGGAUCACCCAUGACAUUGUUUAUCAUGGAAACCGUAUAAAAAAAGGUAUAAUAAUUUGUAUAAAUUCGG